UAGCGGACGUUUCAUUCAUGCAGAAAACGUAGCGCAAGACAGAUUCGAUAAGCUAAAGCAUCCGAAAUUGGGCCAGAUGCAGGUUCCAGGUCUUCGGAAAAACGAAAUAUUUUGCUCGCGACGAAGUAAACUAUGUACCGUCGCAUCCACAGUCAACAGCACACGAGAGCUACCAGUAAAAAUUGGCGCAAAUAUCCAAAUUCUUGAGGACGAAAGCAAUCUCAGUGAACCUAACACCUAUUGUAAUUUUUAAGUGAAUUCCGACUAAGUUGUUCUUGAAUCGGUUUAGCAAUGGUUUUCAACGUACUUGUAGCAUCAUCUGUGAUCAAAACAGCCACUGUAGUAGGCUCUAGUCUAUGGCUUAUACCAUUCUUACUGGGGGCUAUUUCAUAUUACCGGUAUGAUCGGGUCGAUCCAGAGUCACGAGUUAUCGACCAACAGAGUCUAUACUCGGAGUAUGAUUUCGUAGUAAUAGGUGGUGGUUCAGCGGGCGCUGUAGUAGCAAACAGGCUUACGGAAGUAAGUAGAUGGAAAGUGUUGGUACUAGAAGCAGGCCCAGAUGAGAAUGAAAUAUCGGACGUUCCAUCGCUGUCCGCGUACCUACAGCUCAGUAAGUUGGAUUGGGCAUACAAAACCGAACCUACUGACAAAGCCUGUCUUGGUAUGGUCAACAAUCGCUGCAACUGGCCGAGAGGAAAAGUUUUGGGAGGCUCAAGCGUACUUAACUAUAUGAUCUACGUAAGAGGAAACAAAAACGAUUUCAAUCACUGGGAAUCGUUAGGCAAUCCCGGCUGGGGUUACAACGAUGUAUUGCAAUACUUUAUCAAAUCGGAAGACAACCGAAAUCCAUAUCUUGCCAGAAACCCAUACCAUGGAAAGGGUGGAUUACUAACAAUUCAGGAAGCACCGUGGCAUACACCGCUAGUAGCAGCAUUCGUCGAAGCCGGUACAGAAAUUGGGUAUGAAAAUAGAGAUAUCAACGGAGCUCAGCAAACAGGAUUCAUGAUCGCUCAGGGAACGAUUCGACGUGGUAGUCGGUGUAGUACAGCAAAGGCAUUCCUCCGACCCAUUCGUUUGAGGAAAAAUUUACACAUAGCAUUGAACUCUCACGUGACAAAGCUAUUGAUUGAUCCAGUUACAAAGAAAGCCAUUGGUGUGGAGUUCUUCCGGCAGGGCAAAAGACACUUCGUCAAGGCUAAGCGCGAAAUCAUCAUGUCUGCUGGAUCAAUCAAUACUCCGCAGAUAUUGAUGCUUUCGGGAAUCGGACCAAAGGAACAUCUGGAUGAAGUGGGCAUUAAGACCAUAGUAGAUCUACCAGUUGGUAAGAAUUUGCAAGACCACGUAGGCAUGGGUGGCUUGACGUUCCUAGUAGAUAAGCCAGUAGCAAUUUUGCAAAAUCGAUUGGAGGCAGCUUCCGUAACAAUGAAUUAUGUGAUCAAUGAACGUGGACCCAUGACGGUAUUGGGAGGGCUGGAAGGUAUCGCUUUCGUCAAUACUCCGUUCGCUAACGUUUCUCAAGAUUGGCCAGAUAUUCAAUUCCACAUGGCACCCGCUUCGUUGAAUUCGGAUGGUGGGGUACGAGUUAAAAAAAUCUUGGGACUCAAGGAAAAUAUCUACCAAGAAGUAUUUCAGCCUCUACAUAACACUUACAGCUGGACCAUCAUGCCAUUACUUUUACGCCCUCGGUCUCGUGGUUGGGUUCGCUUGAAAUCGAAGAACCCCUUUCACUAUCCUCUCAUGAAACCCAACUAUUUCGAAGAUCCGUUCGACGCACUAACGCUCGUCGAAGGCGCCAAGAUUGCACUGAGAGUUGCAGAUGCUAAGGUUUUCAAACAAUUCGGCAGCCGUUUGCACCAGAAGCCACUUCCUAACUGUAAACAUCACAAGUUCCUGUCGGAUGCCUAUUUGGAAUGUCAAGUACGAUCGAUUUCAAUGACCAUCUAUCAUCCGGUCGGUACCGCCAAGAUGGGCCCUGAAUGGGAUCCGGAGGCCGUUGUGGAUCCAAGACUACGAGUCUACGGUGUAUCGGGGUUACGUGUCAUAGAUGCCAGCGUUAUGCCGAGGAUAGUCAGUGGUAAUACCAACGCAGCUGUCAUCAUGAUCGGUGAGAAAGGAGCGAACAUGAUCAAGGAAGACUGGAUGGGUGUUAGUUGAUUUAAACUUAUGUAGAUUUACGGGUGAGACGAACUUGUUCACUUCGACUGUUUACUUGUAGGUUGUUGAAUAUGUAUUUAGUGUAGUAGACGAAUUAGAAACGAAAUAAUGUGUGCCAUUUUGCGAUGAUGAUUGCUGCAGUGUGUAAUGUAGAAGGAGGAGUAAUUGUAACUGUAUUAUCUGCUGCUUGUUUUAUCAUGAGAUUGUCAGUGCUUAAAAUGAACCUCAAAUAGUAAAAAACAGAGUUACUCCUAGUACCUUAGGAUCAAGUGAAAACACCAAAAAAGCAACGAAUAAAAAUAAUUACCAUGUUGAAAA
Ochlerotatus camptorhynchus is the source of this 2472-nucleotide messenger RNA. Its product is annotated as glucose dehydrogenase [FAD, quinone]-like. The record is from RefSeq and is a predicted model, not a curated record. The transcript has a single exon. Gene Ontology annotation, molecular function: flavin adenine dinucleotide binding; oxidoreductase activity, acting on CH-OH group of donors. The coding region runs from base 292 to 2154 and encodes 620 amino acids. NCBI's taxonomy places the organism in Eukaryota, Metazoa, Arthropoda, Insecta, Diptera, Culicidae.